UGGGUGGGGCGGUUGCUGAUUGAUCAAGAAAGUGGCCCAGCAGCUGCAAGCACAGAGUGAAUUUCUCAUCGUUUGUUUUGGUCGUGGGAUGAUGGUGAUCUAGCGAGGCUCUUCAAUGCUAGCGCAAAGAUUCCUUCUAAUUUGUUUUUUGGGCUUUGGACUUGGAGCAAGUCAAGUCUUGCCCUUUUUUGACUUGCACUUCCUAACUUGAAGAAAGUGAGGGAGUCAUCGCCUCUUCACUUCUGGGAAGAUUAUUCUGGUCUUCUCAUUCUGUUGGGUGAAAAUAAUAUUCUUGAUCGAUUCUUCUCAAAUUGGUUGCAGACAGGAACAGGGUUCUGAAGAGAGGGAGGAAUGGGAACUCAAAUACUUCAUUCUAAAAGAUAUUCGACAGGAUACUGUUCCAUUUGGGGUCCAAAUGCAAUUGUAAGCAAUGACAUCUGGUCCGUGUAUCAUGAAGAUAAAGCCCCAAAAAAUGGUCAGUUCGGUGACUUCCUUCUGCCCGGGCAAGUAACAGUCAAUGGCUCUAUUGAGUACAACAAGGAAAAAGUGAGGCAAAUGAUUCUAAAGCAUGAAUCAAUGUUCAGGCAUCAGCUCCAAGAACUCCACCGUCUUUAUGGAAGACAGAAGGAGCUCAUGGACGUAUUCAGAAGAAGAGAUGUAAAGAAAGGUCAAAUAAAGGCAGAAACAUCUAGUUUGAAUCCUUGCUCAUCUUAUAUUCCUUGUGACAAUGCUAAACCUACACAGCAUGCUGCACAUACUCCAAUGCAUCUGGUGUUUGGUCAAUCAUCAAUGUCAGAGUCCGCUGACAAGAAGUCCCUCUCUGGUUUUGGCAAGGACAAGAAUAUGCUGGCUUUUCCCUCCAGGUGGAAUGGAAGUUCAGAAAUAUGUGGACCUCCAUGCUCUAACGGAAAUUUGCUUCAGAGAAGAAUGAUUGACCUUGAAAGUCCAGCCGAAGUGGAUAUGAAUCAUGAAGAAAGACACCUCAAAGAGAGAUUCUCUGGACUGUCUGGGGUUAAGAGCAACUCUGCAGCCAGUGGGCCAAGCACUAAUGAGAAUUUGCAUGAUAGAGAUAUGAAGUCACUUAAUUUCAGUGUCCUUAAUUUCCAUCAGGAUGGCGAUGCUUUGAGAUCCCUGUGGCACUUAAAAAGAAAGAAUGAGUUGGCUGACUUGAAUGAACCCAUCUUGCUUGAAGAAACCUCUAUUUCAGGUUCUGCUGAUAAUUUAGGCACCUGCACUUGCACUUCGGAUAACAGACAAAGGGUAGAUUUAUCUGCAAUUUCAAAUUCAAUCCUUCAUCCUGUACGGACAGAGCCAAUGAGACCUGAUGCCCCUUCUCUCAUGAAAGAUGGCAGUCCUACCAGUUCGCCUGUAGCUUCCCAGUCAUCCCCAGCUGAGCCGAGGAAAAUCAAUGAGUUCUCAACAUCUGAAAUCAGAAAGACUGAAAGAAAGAUGAAAAGAAAACUUUUUGGUGUUGAUAUUUUCGAAGUGCAUGAUGGAUCAUUGGUUACUCAUACCAAUACGGUCAAUGGUACAGAUAAAUAUGAUCAACUCAGUUCCAAACCAUCAGUUGUUGAAGUUAAAGAGACUGUUGAUUCAGGCAGAAGAUCAUCAUUUCCAAGCUCAAUAGAUGGAGUAUUCUAUCAAAAUGGUCUCUCUCUUUGUCCUCAGUUGAAUGCCAAGGAGUCAAUGGGCAAUUCAGCAAUCGAUUGUAACUUCAUCAGCAACACGACCACCAGUGCCUUGGUGCACAAAAUAUCUCCACCUACAGAUCAUGUAAAUUCUGUUGAGGGUUUGGACUGCUUGGGCUGGAGGUCUGCUGAGGUCAUUAAAACUGCCAAGAUUACCUCUAAUGCAUUUCAAGAUGAUGUUGCUUCUGAACAUUACAACUUGUCUGCAGAUUGUCAAAGUGAAAAUGUUCUGAAGGGAUCAAAGGUCCAUCUUAUGGAAACAGAAUAUAGAUACGAACAGAGCAGAGCAAAAAGCAACUCUUAUCAUCUAAAUUUGGAUUCUUUGCAGCACAAUUCUCAGCAGUUUUUCAAGAAAACUAAAGUUAUUUCGCUUUCCUCUCAGGUCUUGACAGACAAACAGGAAACUACUUUACCUCUUCUUAUUCAUGAGAACGAGCAGAAAAAUACUGAAGUUGACAAAUGUAGUUCUACUAUAAUGAACAGUAAUUUCCUAACCAGCAAUGAACUCAGGAUCUCCAAUGAUCUAAACUUUGCAACUGAGCCGGCUUUUUUGGCUGCUGAUGGUGAUAAUGCUCAAGAUUCCGUGGUAGAAAAAGUUGGUCCUGUAGAUCAGGCUGGAGGAAAGGAUCUAAAGUCAGAGGAACCAAUGAACAGUUCUUUUUCUUGUUUACGAUGUCCCAUCGACUUGAAUUUAUCUGUUACUGAAGAGGAGGCUCGUUCAGCACCCUCCCUUCCUUCAGCUGUUGUGAAACUUGCAACAACUGAAAUGGACUUGGAAGUUCCCUUGGUGCCUGCAUAUGAAUCAGAAAAAGAUACUAAAAUUUCAUCUGAUGGGAGCAAGGCCCCUUGUGAAGAUCUCAUUAGACUCGCGGCUGAGGCUAUAGUUGCAAUCUCAGUCUCUGGUGGAGAAGAUACUGCAGAACAUGCGACAUUCAUAUCACUUGACGGGACAUCGAAUGAUUGCCUUGAAUGGUUUGUGGACAUUGUGUCUUCUUUUGAGUGCCAUGAUCAGAGCAACACAAAUGUUGUCAACUGGAGCGGAGAUGCUGCAUUUACUGAGGAUUUGAUUCCUGAUGGUAUGGAUUAUUUUGAAUUUAUGACAUUGAAGCUGAAGGAUGCCAGAAGUGAGAACUACCUGUAUAAUUACGAGGCACCAGUUUUACAGAAUCAGGAUGAUGAUGAACAUGUUACUAAAUUGUCAAGACGGCCCCGAAGAGGGCAAGCAAGAAGAGGAAGGCAGCGUAAGGACUUCCAAAGGGAUAUACUUCCUGGUCUGAUUUCCCUGUCAAAGCUUGAGGUGACUGAGGAUUUUCGGACGUUUGAAGAAGUGCUAAGAGCUAGUGGUUGUAAUUGGGAGUCCAGCUUAUCAAGAAAAAGUGCUGCUAAGAAUGGCAGGGGAAGAAGGCGUUCAGGGGUUACGCAUCCUCAGAAAGCAGAUGCAAUUUACCCUCCGUUAGAGCAGAAACCUGUUUCUAGAGAGGUGAAACUCGAGGAUAAAACUUUAACUGGGUGGGGAAAGAAGACUAGGCGUUUGCCAAGGCAAAGAUCUACGAAUGGAACCAUUACUGUUUCUUUAGAUAAAAAAUAAGUUGGUUGAGAGUUGGUAAAGGUAAACAGAAUAUCGGAGAUUGUCAAACAGAGUUGAUAGAGCUGAAACUUAGCAGUCAGCAGCUGCAGCAAUUAGGAUUCAUGCUGCGAAUUAAAUCCUAUCAUAUGUCUGUGAUUAUGGCUGCGCUUGGAUGUUAAAGUUUCCCAAGCGAGCUGUUGUAAAACCCUCCAAGUAACAUUUGUUUGCCUUUUCGAAGAAGCGGAUCAUUGUGCACAGAUUGUAAUAGAUAACCUAAUUUGUAACAUAGAUGGACGGUUUGCAGUCAACAAUUUAAAUUUUUUAUGAUAUACCCUUUUUCUUUC
Molecule: messenger RNA, 3599 nt
Organism: Coffea arabica (coffee)
Lineage: Eukaryota; Viridiplantae; Streptophyta; Magnoliopsida; Gentianales; Rubiaceae
Source: RefSeq, a predicted model, not a curated record